AUGGCUCUCACUAUCCCUACGACCAUCUCCUCGUUGUCUAAAUCAUCCCUCUCAAACCUCUCAGCAAGUAGGCGACAAGCUCUUAUCGUUGCGCUGAUAUCGGCAAUCUUAGCUAGAUCUGUCCCUAUCAAUGCAUCGUCCGUUGUGAAAAACUGGCGAGAUGAGAGAUUGGCAAGGAAGGCUGAAAGGAAGAGGAGAGAGACAGAAACGCCAUUGAAUACCCCCGCAUUGGAAAAGAAACUUGUUGAUCUGUAUAUCCCCCAUCCUGAUGGAGGAUCACGUACAUUACUUGUACCACACAUGGGAAGGAUUUCAAAAGUACGAAUUACCCCAACCUCUUCAGAUCUAUACGCAUCACAUCUAGCUUCUUUUCCCCCUCUUGAUCCGACAGAAAAGCUAGGCGUCAACAAGAAAUUCUGGAAGAUGCUAGUCGCGGUACUGAAAGUUGCUUUCCCAAGCAAAACGGGGAAAGAAGCUUUCUUGUUGGUCUUACAUUCAUUCUUCCUCCUCUCGAGAACAGUGUUGAGUGUCAUGGUAGCCCGUCUAGAUGGAAGGAUCGUUCGGGAUCUAGUUUCGGCAAAUGCAGCUGGUUUCCUUCGAGGUUUAGGAUGGUGGUUCGUCCUCGCUAUCCCUAGUACAUACACGAACUCUAUGAUCCGGUACCUAGAACGGAAACUCGCCUUGGCACUGAGAACGAAUCUCACUCGAUAUGUCCAUGAUCUCUAUUUAAAUGACAAUCUCAAUUACUAUAAAUUCGGUUUGGGUUUGGGUGCUUCGGUCCCUGUCGAGCAGAAGAAAGGUGCCGGAGGUGGCGCUAGUGAAGCUUCUGCUGGAACGGCGGACCAAUUCAUCACCACCGAUGUCGCACGUUUCUGUGAUUCCUUGGCUGCCCUUUACGGAAAUAUAGGAAAACCAUUCCUUGAUAUGGUAAUCUUUACAUCUCAACUGGCAGCUGCUCUGGGACCCUUAGGAACAAUUGGUUUGUUCGCCAAUUACGGCUUCACCGCUUGGGUAUUGAAGAAAGCUACACCUGCAUUCGGGAAAAUGGCUGCGACCGAAGCUAGACUUGAGGGAGAAUAUAGAGCGGGUUUAGGAAGGAUUGGUCGAGACGGAGAGGAGGUAGCCUUCUAUAAUGGCGGUAAAAGGGAGAAAGGUAUCCUCAUGGCUGCCUACCAACGACUGGCAAAGCAUGUCCAUACAGUGUUCAAGGUCAGGAUACCUUACGGCAUGACGGAAGAUUUUGUGAUCAAGUAUCUCUGGUCCGCUGCAGGAUACUGUUUGAUGUCUCUGCCUAUAUUAUUCCCAGCGGCAGGAAAGACACUUGGUCCAGCUACGUCGAACCAAGGCACGAUGGGAGUUGGGCAUGAAGUUGCAGCGAGGACUGAAAGUUAUGUCUCAAAUCGACGAUUGUUGCUUUCACUAGCAGAUGCCGGUGGCCGACUUAUGUAUUCUGGUAAAGAUCUAGCAGAACUUUCAGGGUACACUUCACGAGUAUAUGCUUUAUUGUCAUCAUUACACGCUCUAAACAACAACAUAUAUCCUGAAAACCCCAGACCAACCAGUUUGGAGGAAGGUCAGCCGUUUUACGAUUUGUCCAAAGUCAAUGGACGAGUGAUACUUGGGCCAAAGCAUUUGUUGCUUCGAGACGUACCUAUCGUAGCUCCGGCAGGAGGAGUAGCAGGAGCCGAACGGGGAGGAGAGGAGUUGAUACAUAGAUUAGAUCUAAGAGUGGAGCAGGGAGAACAUACGUUGAUCACCGGACCAAAUGGUGUAGGGAAGACUUCUAUUGCUCGGAUUGUAGCUCAACUUUGGCCGACUUGGUCUGGAUUGAUGGAAAGACCAAUUCAUGGUGAAGGAGGUACAUUCUUCCUCCCCCAAAGACCAUAUCUCAGCAUCGGCAGUUUAAGAGACCAUCCUCACAGUUUUGCAGAGAUGAAGUCCCGUGGUAGAACAGAUGCUGAACUCAUGAGUAUACUUGAACAUGUUCAUUUGGCUUAUCUGCCUUCGCGAGAAGGGGGCUGGGAGACUAGGAAGGAGUGGAAAGAUGUGCUAUCGGGUGGUGAGAAGCAGCGAAUGGGAAUGGCGAGAUUAUUCUAUCAUCGACCCUCUUAUGCCGUUCUUGACGAGUGUACUUCUGCUGUAUCCAGUGAUGUCGAAGGAUUGAUGUAUGAGCAUGCCAAAAAUUUGGGUAUUACCUUGGUCACCAUCUCGCAUCGGCCUUCGUUAUUGAAAUACCAUAAUCGACAUUUACGUCUAGGUGAUCCAACCACCACAUCGCAAACUCCCUUGAAUCGAACUCCAGCAGCUUCAACAACGAAUUUAACAGGUUUGACCAACCUUCAACCUAUACCUCAAACUCCUUCUACACCAUUAGCAGCUCACGGAUGGCAACUAACCACAUUGAAUUCGACUAGCGCAGAAGAGAAGAAGGAGUUGGAUCAUGAAAUUGAAGAGAUAGAAAGGCAAUUAGGUGAAGUUGAAGGUUGGGAGAAAAGGCUGGAUAUUAUUGGUAAAAAGUUGAAAGGUGAGAAGAUUGAUGCGGAAGUGUAG
Molecule: messenger RNA, 2550 nt
Organism: Kwoniella shivajii
Lineage: Eukaryota; Fungi; Basidiomycota; Tremellomycetes; Tremellales; Cryptococcaceae
Exons: 20
Coding region: 1-2550 (849 amino acids)
Biological process (GO): long-chain fatty acid import into peroxisome; peroxisome organization; fatty acid beta-oxidation
Cellular component (GO): peroxisomal membrane
Molecular function (GO): ATP hydrolysis activity; ABC-type transporter activity; long-chain fatty acid transmembrane transporter activity
Source: RefSeq, a predicted model, not a curated record